Pestalotiopsis fici W106-1 is the source of this 1317-nucleotide messenger RNA. RefSeq lists its product as uncharacterized. The record is from RefSeq and is a predicted model, not a curated record. The transcript is spliced from 3 exons. NCBI's taxonomy places the organism in Eukaryota, Fungi, Ascomycota, Sordariomycetes, Amphisphaeriales, Sporocadaceae. Bases 1 to 1317 code for a protein of 438 amino acids. Gene Ontology annotation, molecular function: dipeptidase activity.
AUGAUGUUGCGCGAGGUAGCCGACGACUUUGUCCUCGUGUCGCUGGACAGUGAGAGAGUAGAGCAUGCGUCGGACGACAAGCUGCCGCUGUACAUUGACCACAUUAGCCACCAUGUCGACAAAUUGGCCGAGCAGCUGUGGCCGCUGAACAAGACGGUCCACGACAACCCGGAACUGGGCUUCAAGGAGUUUAUUGCCCACGCGGCGCUCACCAAGUUCUUCAAGCGCCAGCCGGGAUGGAAAGUCACGCCAUCGGCCUACGGUAUGGCGACGGCAUGGGUGGCCGAGUGGGACAGCGGCAAGAAGGGUCCAGUAAUCUCAUACAAUGUAGAAAUGGACUCACUUGAGGGAAUCGGUCAUGCAUGUGGCCACAAUCUCAUCAUGACGGCGUCUGUUGCUGGCGGUUUGGCAACGGCGAAAAUGGUUGAAAAACACGACCUCGGCGGCAAAGUGGUCGUCUUUGGAACUCCAGCAGAAGAAGGUGGCGGAGGCAAGAUCAAGCUACUAGAGGCUGGAGCCUACAAGGACUAUGAUGUGGACAUAAACCUCAUUUCUCAUCCGGGUAUCGUCAGAGAGAGCGCAUUGGUGCGUACAUCAGCCUACCACAUGUUCUCGGUCGAGUACUUUGGACGCGAGGCCCACGCCGCCGCUAACCCGUGGCUCGGCAUCAAUGCCCUCGACGCCAUGGUGACGGCGUACACGGCCAUCUCGGUGCUGCGGCAGCAAUGCAUGCCCGGCGAUGUGAUCCAGGGGCACAUCACCGACGGCGGGUCGCGGCCAAACAUUAUCCACGCCCACGCGGCGGGCAACUGGGUCGUGCGCGCCGACACGCAGGCGCGGCUGGAGGAGCUCAAGAAAAAGGUGCUUGCCUGCUUCGAGGCGGGCGCGACGGCGACGGGGGCCAGGCUGCAAAUCACCGACGGGCAGUCGUACGCGGACCACGUGCCCAACCGGCUGCUGGGCGCGUCCUACGUGCGCUACUUCAACGCCCUCUCGCCGCCGAGCGCCAUCCCCGUGGACCAGGACGUCGACGAGAUCCACGGCCGCACCAUGGCCAGCACCGACCAGGGCGACAUAAGCUACGCCAUGCCCAGCCUGAGCCCCGGCUUCUCCAUUGUGCCUGGGCCCGGCGGCAACGGGCCGCAUAAUCCAGAGUUUGCCGAGGCCGCGGGCACCAAGGACGCCUUUUGGCGGGCGCUGCGUGUCGGCAAGGCGCUGGCGGGCACGGCGGUGCAAGUCCUCACGACAGAAGGUCUCCUGGCCGCUAUCAAGGAGGAGUGGAAGCAGGACAUCAAGGUGAAGCGUGCGCGUGUCUAG